CACAGAGACCCCCAAGGUGGGGUCAGGGACCCCAUGGGACGAUGGCGGGACCCCAGAGGGGCACAGGGACCCCAGAGAGGGGUCGGGGACCCCCUGGGAGGAUGCUGGGACGCGGGCGGUGUUUUAGGGGCGCGAUGGAAGAUUUAGGGACCCUGGGGCGGGGUCAGAAGGGGACCCCAAAGCUGCGGGAUGCAGUGACCCCAUGGGGGACGGGGGCUCUUCCGCGCCCCCCAGGUUUGGGGGCCCAUGGCAGAGCAGGACCGGGCGCUGGAGCCGGGCUGGCUCCUGUCCCCCGCCGGCCGCCCCUACCUGGACUCCAUCCUGCACAAGAAUCAGCGCAGAGUGUUCGGUCUGCUGGAGCGCCCGGCGCUGCCGCCCGCCCUGGCUGUCCCCACUGUCACCUACAAACUCUUCCUGGCGGGGAAAAGCGGCGUCGGGAAGACGGCGCUGGUGGCCUGGCUGGGGGGGACCCCCGCGCCCCCCGCCCACCACGAGACGCUGGGGAUCGAGGCCACCAGGACACCCUGGGUACGGCCCGGGGGGUCCGGGGGUGACAGUCCCGCGUGUCCCCGCGGGGAUCGAGGCCACCAGGACACCCUGGGGGAGCCCGCAGUGAGGGGGUGUCCCCGUCCCCAGGCCUGUAAGGAGGAGGCGGACGCCGCCCUGUUCCUGUUCUCCUUCACGGACCGCGCGUCCUUCGAGGAGCUGCCGGCGCUCAUGGGCCGCGUGCUGGGCCCCGGCGACCGUGACCUCGUCAGGAUGGUCGUGGGCACCAAAUUCGACCUGGCCCCACACGCGGCCGUGACGGAGGGGGACGUGCGGGCCUUCGAGGGGACGUGGGGGCUGCGGGUGCUGCGGGUGGGGGUGAUUUUCUAUGAAAAAGAUGCCUGGUGGCCUGACUUGUCCGAUUCGGGGGAUGGGGGAUCUGGGGGUUCUGGGAGGGAUUAUGCGAACAGGGGUGCAGGAUUCAGAGUGCUGUGGGAUUUGAGGCGCUGGGAUUGA
Ficedula albicollis (Collared flycatcher) is the source of this 1002-nucleotide messenger RNA. RefSeq names its product REM2 and RAB like small GTPase 1 (gene CPLANE2). The transcript is spliced from 7 exons. NCBI's taxonomy places the organism in Eukaryota, Metazoa, Chordata, Aves, Passeriformes, Muscicapidae. Gene Ontology annotation, molecular function: GTP binding; GTPase activity. The record is from RefSeq and is a predicted model, not a curated record. Bases 247 to 1002 code for a protein of 251 amino acids.